This is a messenger RNA of Phodopus roborovskii (desert hamster), 1683 nucleotides long. RefSeq names its product RNA polymerase II, I and III subunit E (gene Polr2e). NCBI's taxonomy places the organism in Eukaryota, Metazoa, Chordata, Mammalia, Rodentia, Cricetidae. The transcript has 6 exons. Bases 28 to 684 code for a protein of 218 amino acids. The record is from RefSeq and is a predicted model, not a curated record. Gene Ontology annotation, biological process: DNA-templated transcription. Gene Ontology annotation, molecular function: DNA binding; DNA-directed RNA polymerase activity. Gene Ontology annotation, cellular component: RNA polymerase II, core complex; RNA polymerase III complex; RNA polymerase I complex.
GCGCAGCUGUUUGUGAGCGGCUGCAACAUGGACGACGAGGAGGAAACCUACCGGCUGUGGAAAAUACGCAAGACUAUCAUGCAGGCGACUGGCUAUUUGUCUCUGCAGCUAUGUCACGACCGUGGUUACCUGGUGACCCAGGAUGAGCUGGACCAGACACUUGAGGAGUUCAAGGCGCAGUUUGGGGACAAACCCAGCGAAGGAAGACCGAGGCGCACAGACCUCACUGUGCUGGUGGCCCACAACGAUGAUCCCACAGACCAGAUGUUUGUGUUCUUUCCAGAGGAGCCCAAGGUGGGCAUCAAGACCAUCAAGGUGUACUGCCAGCGCAUGCAGGAGGAGAACAUCACUCGGGCACUGAUCGUGGUACAGCAAGGCAUGACGCCCUCCGCUAAGCAGUCCCUGGUGGACAUGGCCCCUAAGUACGUGCUGGAGCAGUUCCUACAGCAAGAGCUGCUCAUCAACAUCACGGAACACGAGCUGGUCCCUGAGCAUGUGGUCAUGACCAAGGAGGAGGUGACAGAACUGCUGGCUAGAUACAAGCUUCGUGAGAGCCAGCUGCCCAGGAUCCAGGCGGGGGACCCAGUGGCACGCUACUUUGGGAUCAAGCGAGGGCAGGUCGUGAAGAUCAUCCGGCCCAGUGAGACAGCUGGGCGCUACAUUACCUACCGCCUGGUGCAGUAGCCCAGCCUCAGGUGAGCCUUUCACCAUAGUGAGGGCUCAGCACUAUCCCUGGAUGAGCCCCACCUGCCACCGGACUCUGCUGUUUGUUCUUGACUCAGGAGAGGGUCUGAGCCGCCUUCUGCAGCCAGCACAGGCCAUCAUCCCAUUCUGAAAAGUAGGACUGUUGGGUGAGACACAGCCUAGCCGUUUGAGAGGAACCACUUGGUGGAAGGAGAGACUGACUCUUCUGCAAGUUGUCCUCUGACCUCCAUGCGCACACCAUGGCAACUUCGUGUGUACCCACCAAAAAAAAAAAAAAAUCUAAUGGGAGUGCAGGCUUUAAUACCAGCAUCCAGGAGGCAGAGGCAGGUGGAUCUCUAAAUUCCAGGCUAGCCUGGGCUAUAUUCUGAGAUCUUAUCUCAAAAAACAAACCAAACUAUACUGUUGCCAGAUUAAAUCCUAGCCCUCUGGAGACUGAAGCAGGAGGAUUGUAGUAACUUCAAGGCGAGUUUGUGGACUCUUUAGCAAGAACUGGACCAGAAGCAGCAUGCUGGCAAGAUGAGACCUUCGUCUGAGAAACAAUAGAAAGGAUCCCCACAUAGCACUGGCCAUGCUCAGAACCCCCUCCGAGCCAGCUGAUCUGCCCCUCCCAGCUCUACCGGCACCCCGAUGGACAGUUGGCCCUUGACUGCUGCUCCCAUGGCUGCCAGGGUAUGGGCCAUAAACUGUUUGCCUUACAGGGUUUCUCUGUAGCUUUGAAGCCUGUCAUGGAACCAGGCUGGCCUCGAACUCAGAGAUCCUCCUGUCUCUGCCUCCUGAGUGGGUUAAAGACUGUGUACCACCACCUGGCCUGUGUCUCAGGGGACAUGGCCCUGAAUAAGGCCAACACCACAGUCCCUGCACAACCUCAGGGCACUGGCUGCACCACAACUCCUUUGCCACUCUUGAAGUCACUAACCUAUUUAGAGUUCUCCAUUCUUGUAGGACUCUUUUGAGAAUUAAAGAUAUUUUGAGGAGAUA